ACCCGGGCACUCCUUCGACACGGCACGGUAAUAUGAAAACCGCAUGUUUACCGUGGCGACAACACUACCGCGGUCGGGCAGAACAUAUCAAACAUCUAAUCAACGCAAGAGAAGUUCAUUGAUACCAAACAAUGUGACGAGCGUUUGGUCUGCAGUUUGCGCCACCGAACUGGGUAUCCUUCCCCAGUCGGCCCUGAAGCAUGUCAACUUCAUUAAUUACGUCGACUUUCUGGGCACCGCGAACAAGAACGCGGAGAAGUCCGCCGAUUCCGAGACGAGCGAUCGUGAAGAUGUCGUGUGUGAGUCCGCGAAUAUCUUCAAUGACUCGUGGCCGUUUAUCGAUCCGUCGCUAAUCCCGCAAACUACUUCGAGGAAGCCAGUACGAAGACGACUGAAGAGAAGAAAAUGGACGCCAAGACGAUACAGAAAGCUAAAGAAUAACGCGAAUCACGAGAUCGAUGAUGCAUCGGAGGAUCUCUCGAUUAAGAGAGCGUCAUCGCUGGAAUCCGACCAGGAAGAUUUCGACUUAUCGACUCAGGAAUCGAGUCCGACGGCGAGAUUAUCGGGUAACAACUUUUCGUUAAUGCAACUCCGUACUCGGUCGUCCGCCAGGAACGAAAAUCGCGCGCGUUUAUCCAAAAGUUACGUACCAGCCGGCAAGAACGAAGUUCGUCGAACAACAUCGAGAACGAGCUCGAAAAAGAUCGCGCAAAUUGAUUACUCCAGAUCCGGAUAUUCCAAAUUCUGUUCGUCCAGUCGCCAGAAAAGAGAACAGCCGCAAAAUCGUGCGGAAUUGCCGGAGUAUCCUGACUAUUUUAUGAACAUCCUACCUGUAGACAAUGACUCCGAUACGUCGGAAGAAGCGAGAAAGUCGGAUUACGAGACUCCUAGAAACGAUGCGCAAAACAGAAUCUCAUCCGCGAAAUUCGCAAAAUCCAAUUCACUGCCGUCUAAUACAUCUGUUGAGAAUGGAAUCGUUUUGAGAGGAAGAAAAAAAAUGGCACUGAAACAACAGAAAUAUCAUUUAAGAAGCAAUGGUGUUUAUUCUAAGAUUUCAAACAAACGAAGAGGCAGAAGAAAAAAAAGAAGAGGACAUAAACUUAAACAAAAGAAGAAAUACCGCAAUGCUACAGAAAACAGCAGUUGCGAGGAAAGUUUGUCAGAAUCCGAAUCGAAUUUGAAAGACUCUGCCGAUGACGUAAAUAGUAGCACAAAAAUACAGAAACGUUGCCGUUGUAAUACACGACGUCGACGGACUAGAAGUAUCGUCUGCACGUGUAAGAAGAACUUGAAGGAAGCAGCGAAUGUCAUUAUGCAGGAGAUUCGGGCGCACAUACAUGACGCGAAAGGACUUACUGAGGAUGUCGAAAGUGUUCAGGAUACGAUUUCCGAAGUCACUGCCGAAAAUGUAAGUGAGGAACAGAGCAAAGAUUUCGAUCAGAACAUUUCUAUGGAAUACGAUUGGAACAUCGAUGAAUUCACUAACAUGGCUGCACAUUUCCAGAAGGCAAUACAAUUAUCGAAGAACGACCAUCCGGAAGAAUUAUCGACGAGUUUCACUAUACAUCAGAACGGUCGCAAAAGAAGAAAAAGAUUAAACGGAUCUUCGAUCGAUUACACAUUCGAUGACAGCUCGAAAACGGCCUAUCAGAGUGUUUUUCACGAAUGCGUCGAUACGCCGACCGCGACGUCGUCUCUGAAGAUCAACGUGGAGGAAGAAAUGUGGCAAUCGGACGAUUGUGACAGUUGUGACAGCGAAAUAAACCACUUUUGGCGCCGAUCAUCCUUAAUUGAAGGAUGCGACCAGGAAUUUGAUAGUUCACUGUUGUUGGGUCGGAAGAGCGAUGAUUCAGCGAGUGAAAAGUCUUGUAACGACGUGCAUGAGACGAUGAGCGGCGCGUGUUACAAAUAUCGCGAAACACCGGAUAUUUUCUUGAUGAUGAGCGAGAACAAUUCUACAUGUUUGGAUGAUGAUAUGGAAAUCAGCAAUUUUGUAAAACAUGAUGAAACGAAGAAUGUAGUCACGUACACAAACAAAAAUAAGACUAUGAAUGGGUCGUCAUCGGUAGACCCAAGUAUUACCAAGAAUGAAAAGAAUGAAAAGGUUGAAAAGGAUCAAAAGGAUCAAAAGGAUCAAAAACCAAAGGUCAAGGACCAAAAUUUCGAAGUUCGAAAAAGUAGAAAAAGUGUGAAAGCUGAUAGCGAAUCGAGUUCAAUGCAAAAACGCUCAGAAAGCAAAGGUAACGAUUCGGAAAUCGAUUACGAUAAAAAGGAAUAUCUUACCCGAGGAAAGACGAAGGCUUUAGGAACAAAGCCUGACAAGAACCACAUCGGCAAGCUAGUAUGGGGUUCAUGUUCAGGAUGGUGGCCAGCUCUGAUCAUCGAUGCUUCACAUGCAGGCAUGCUCGCUUCUCCAGGCAAAUUAUGGGUUUACUGGCUUGGAGAUGCACAAAUAUCAUCGCUUACGGAAAGAACUCAGAUAGAACCGUUCUCGAAGAGAUUGGAGCAGCGAUUGUCGCAGCCGCCACGUAACAAUCAAGUUUCACGCGCUAUUGAUACAACUAUACAGAUGCUUCGCCAACGUUUCGAGACUCCUCUGACAAAGCCUUAUUAUGAAUGGAUACGACGGAAUGUAAACGAUUUGGAGAAAUUGGAUGAGUUGACGUUUUAUCCAUAUCCCACAAAAGUGCAACAAAGACUGGACGAAUUGAAGGAAAUAAAUUCCACAGCUAGGGAGAAAUAUGCAUCAAAACAGCGGAAAAAUUCACACUCACCUCUACCGGCGAAAAAACAGGUUAGUGAAAAAUAUAAGGAACCAAAAAGUACAAGCUGGAAACAGAUCGAGGAAGAGCGUUUACCUUUACGAAACCAACAUCCUGGUGUGAUAACUUGGGCGAAAAUUGCUGGACAUAAUUGGUGGCCCGCAAUGAUUAUUGAUUAUCGCGAUUGCUGCUUGAAAGAACCAAGUUUUGGUUGUCAAUGGAUCAUGUGGUAUGGCGAUUACAAAGUUUCCGAGAUUCGUCAUCUCGAGUUUCUGAAAUUUCAUAAGGGAUUAGAAAAGUUGCACAACUACAUUAAAAAUACAACUAAACAAUCGUAUGUUACAGGCGUGCUUCAAGCUUCAAAGGAUUAUUGCUCUCGUUUAGGAUGCAACACGGAUAACUGGACUUUAGAUAAUGUCUUUGAGUAUUUUUCAAAUACGAAUAAUAUUCACGUACCAAAUAACGAAUUACAAGUUUCAGACUCUAACAAGAUAUAUGAUAAAUAUUCUGAUGAAAUCAAUAAAAGAAUGAACGAAUUUAAAGCAAAGCCAGAUAUAAAUAAUGAUCGAAGAAAUGAUAUAAAAGAGAGUGAUGCUUUGCGUCGCGUAAUAUCAGGAGAAGUAUCAGUAAACAAAUUAUGUUUAAAAUGUUUGGAGUUUACUAAAAACAAAAUGGAAGAUCAUCCAUUCUUUGUAGGAUCUUUAUGUAAAGAAUGUUCGGACGAAUUCAAACCGUGUAUGUUCGUGUUUGGGAACGAUGACAAGUGCUUUUAUUGCACAGUUUGCGCCGGUUCCGGAACUCUUAUUCUUUGUGACAGAGAAGAUUGUCCUCGUGUUUACUGCACAGCUUGUAUGAAGUAUUUGGUAUGUCCAAAAGAAUAUGAUACUAUGCUGACGGAAGAUCCAUGGGAUUGUUUCCUCUGCAGAGAUGAAUCUAGACAACCUGUGGACCCAGUAUUACGUCCGCGGCCGGACUGGAAAAACAAAAUUACUGGAAUGUUCCGUACAUCUCAUGUCAUAUCAAAUGAAAUUAAUAUUGCACAUUAUCAAAAAAAGAAACCUAUACGUGUUCUAUCACUUUUCGAUGGUUUGGGUACUGGUUUGUUAGUACUUUUAAAAUUAGGAAUCGACGUAGAAGUUUAUUAUGUGAGUGAAAUUGACAGAGAUGCCUUAAUGGUUAGCAGUGCUCAUUUCGGUGAUCGUAUUACUUACUUAGGAGAUGUAAGGGGCAUAGACAAAGAGACAAUUGAUGAAAUUGCUCCGAUCGACUUGUUAAUCGGUGGAUCGCCGUGUAAUGAUUUAAGUAUUGUCAAUCCUGCGCGAUUAGGUCUUCACGAUCGCAAUGGGACAGGUAUUCUUUUUUUCGACUAUACCAGAAUUAAAGAUCUAUUAAUAACUGCUAAUAAAGGUCGCCACCUGUUUUGGAUGUUCGAGAAUGUCGCUUCCAUGCCAACCAAGUACCGAUUAGAAAUGAACAAGUGUUUGGGACAAGAACCUUACGUCAUAGAUUCGGCGGAUUUCUCGCCGCAGCACAGACUUAGACUGUAUUGGCACAAUAUUCCCUUUAAUCCUUAUAUGGUACUGUUUCAUAAACGGCAGGAUGUUCAAGAUGUACUCACGAAACAUUGCGAUCGUCACGCUCUUGUGAAGAAAAUUCGCACGGUUACUACAAGAUCAAAUUCUUUGAGAUGUGGGAAAGCAGAAUUAAAACCAAUCAUAAUGAAAGGUGAAAGUGACACGUUAUGGACCACUGAGCUCGAAGAAAUUUUUGGUUUUCCACGACAUUACACGGACGUGAAAAAUUUAUCGGCGACAGAUCGACAAAAACUGAUCGGUAGGUCUUGGAGCGUGCAAACCAUUAUGGCCAUAUUGCAACCUUUAUGCUCCUACUUUAAGUGCAAUGAAAAUGAGACAAAGUUAUGCACAGCGCAGGGAAAUAUUUUUUCAUCGCAUAAUAACAAACAUUUUUAGUGAAAUUUUCGUUUUCUAGUAAUUUUAUUUUACUAGAAAACAAAUAUGACGAAAUCAAAUCAUUUUUGUUUUAUAUCGUUUUUAACAACGAUUAAUAAUGUGAUCGAUAAUUUUACAUGUACAUAUAUAUUUAAUUACAUACAUAUAUAUACAUACAUAUAUAUGUAUAUAUGUAUAUGUAUAUAUAUAUAUAUACAUCUAUAUAUGUAUAUACAUACACAUAUGGGUUAAAUGUUCCUCAUCAAAAGAUAGUAGAUGAAGUUUACACUUGUUUCUUUAAAAUUUGUAAAAUAAUGCAAUUAUAGACAUGAUAUGAAUAGACUAAGCAUACUGUUACUAAGUUGACACGAACAAAUAAUGAAAGUGAGAUAGAAACGGAAAUACACGAGCGUCUCUAUUUUCUGCGUCUCUUCACACAUGCGCCAUUUAUUUUUUAACUGGUCAGAUCAUAGUAUAAGCAUCCCAGACAACACACAGGUCCAAAAUCGACAUAAGACGUCAUUAAGACAUCUUUUUGACUAGGUGUCUAAAAAAACACCUGUCUUUUAGACGUCUUAUGUCCCGAUUUUGGGCAUGCGUGCUGUCUGGGAUAGUAUAAAUAUCAAAUUGAAAUAUGUACAUAUGAUAUCUGUUUGACAGCAUUUAGUAUACUAAAUGUUUAAGAGUAUUUAAUAUUUAAUGUUAUUAAUAAAAAAAAUACCAAGAAAAUGUGCAGUGUGCAACUCUGAAAAACUACUAAUCGUAAUUAUAUUAUCACAAUUUUGCACAUAGUCGCACACCACACACUUUCGUGGCAUUUUUUUAAUUAAUGAUAUUAAAUCAAUUUAAUUUUUAGUAAUGAGAUUAAAUAAAUUUAAUUUAAAAUAGUAUUAAUUAUUAAUAACAACCCAGACAACACACAUGUCCCAAAUCGGGACAUAACGGUGGCUAAAAGAUGUCUUAAUAACGUCUUUAAGACGUCUUAUGUAAUUUUUGGACAUGUGCUGUCUGGGAAAUUAUAUUCACAAAUAUAUAGAAAUAAAUUCACUACACAAAUAUAUACGAAAUGUUACCAAAUACAUAGGCAUGUGUCUGAUAACAUUUCAUAGUAUGAAUAUAUUAGAAUUUGAAUAUAUUGAAUAUUUAUAUUACGUCUAUGCUAUCAGAUCAGAUAAAAAUAAUUUGCGUGUGUCUUAUUCCAAAUAUUUACUGACGUCAUGCUUUUCUAUUGGAAGAAGUGGAUAAUAUUCCGUCUAUUCAUUAUGUUUAUGAAUAUAUAAUCAUUUAUUUUACUUAAUUAAUUCUGUUACAAUUACUGAUUCCUUUUUUACUUGUUAAUGUUAAUGUAUUGGUUUUUAUCAGCAAUUAUGCAAUUAUGUAUA
Messenger RNA from Linepithema humile (Argentine ant), 6093 nucleotides. Lineage: Eukaryota; Metazoa; Arthropoda; Insecta; Hymenoptera; Formicidae. The record is from RefSeq and is a predicted model, not a curated record.